AUGGAACAAAUGAAGAAAACACUGUCAAUUGCAGUAUUCUUGUUGAUACUUGCUACUGGAAACACUCUUCGGCCAUAUCAUUUUGCCCACCAAAGCAAAGGUCCUUUCAAGGGUGACCAAAGACAUAUGUCCCGUCAGGAGGAAACGAAGGGAGACGGAUUAGGAAUGGAACUUUACCCGACGGGGUCGAGCCUGCCUGAUUGUUCGCACGCAUGUGGGCCAUGCGUCCCUUGCAAGAGGGUGAUUGUGGGCUACAAGUGCUCGACCGAGUCAUGUCCCGUCGUCUACCGGUGCAUGUGCAAAGGAAAAUACUACCACGUCCCCUCUAAUUGA
Molecule: messenger RNA, 333 nt
Organism: Fraxinus pennsylvanica
Lineage: Eukaryota; Viridiplantae; Streptophyta; Magnoliopsida; Lamiales; Oleaceae
Source: the annotation of a GenBank genome assembly